AUGACUGUGUGCACGGAUUGUGGAGGGACUGUUAUUGAGUACGAUGCAGCUGCCGGUAAUGGCUUUUGUGUCAAAUGCGGAACGGUGGUGGAGGAGAACACCAUAGUUUCAGAGGUCACUUUUGGAGAAACCUCUGCUGGCGCGGCCAUGGUUCAGGGAUCAUACGUCGAUGUUCUGCGGACAAAGAACCUCAGUCUGCCUCUGCCAGCGCAUGCUCGCAUGUCAGGUCCAUUUGGUAAUAGAGGAAGUAAUGAGUCCCGCGAGCAAACUAUCGCGAAUGCUAGCAGAAAGAUUCAGAACUUUGCUGGCGCUCUGCGUUUAUCUGAAAUUGUUUGUCUUGCGGCAACGCGUCUUUACACCCUCGCCGUUGAACACAAGUUUACUAAGGGUCGCAAAAGCAAUAAUGUCGCUGCUGUAAGGAAUGAUGUAUUUGUCGAUACUAGAUCUUAUCUCUAUUUCCAGGUCAAUGUCUUCGAGCUGGGCCACAUAUACCUCCAACUCGUACAGACUUUAAAUUUAAAGCUCCCUCUCGUCGACCCUUCUCAUUACAUCUCCCGUUUCGCAGCGUUGCUCGAGUUUGGCGAAGAAACUCAUAAAGUUGCCACUGAUGCCGUUCGACUUGUACAACGUUUUGACCGUGAUUGGGUCACUCGGGGCCGUCGCCCAGCAGGAAUUUGUGGUGCGGCGCUCCUCCUUGCCGCCCGCAUGAAUAACUUCCGGCGUUCAGUCGAGGAGAUUGUACAAGUGGUGAAGAUCGCUGAUACCACACUAAAGAAACGAUUAGAUGAAUUCAAGAAGACUCCUAGCGGAGGCCUCACGCUUGCCGACUUCAGGACGGUGUGGCUAGAUGAAGAGAUGGAUCCUCCUGCCUUCACAAAAGGAAAGGAGAAAGAAGAGAAAGAGCGGGAAGAGGCUCUUGGUGGACCGAAAGACAAACCCAAGACCCAGAAGCGGAAAGGCAAACGGAAAAGGAGAGGUAGCGAAUCUGAGGGGGAACGGGUGGAACUGGCACCGCCUGUGGAGGAGAUCCCACCUCAGAUACCCAUAAUUGACCCAGCCCUGUUCAAUCAGGGUAUCCUUUCCGGAACAUCUGAGCCGGCGCCGCUGUUUUACCCGGACGAAACCGAGGAAGUCUAUGCCAAUAUUGAUCCCGCUUUACGUCCGGCGUCAAAUGUGAUAUCUCCCGAACUUGAUUCAUCAACAGUGGCUGCCAUCGAUGACACUGUUGAUCAGGCCCUCGCCGAUGAAGUUGCUAGUUUCUUGCAAAAUACGCAGGGCUCACUUCUUCUUGACGCUCUGGACGAAGCUGAGCAGCGCCGACAGGCCCAGUUUGCCGAAGUCGAUGAUUUGCUAGGAUUGGAUGAGGACGAGCUUGACAAAUUUCUCCUCACCGAAGAGGAGGUAAAAGUCAAGGAACGCGUCUGGGUGGAGAUAAACCGGGAUUAUUUGGAGGCGUUAGCUGCCAAGGGCGAACCAGCUGAUGUCAAUCAACCUAAAAGUCGGAAGCGUCGCAAAACCAGCACGAAACCGCGUGACGACUCAAUUCCGUCUGGAAAUACAGCAGCCGAAUCAGUGCGGAAUCUCAUCAAGAAAAAUUACAAGUACAGUAAACGUAUCAAUUACGAUGCACUCAAGGACCUUUUUGUUGAUGGACCUCAAGCUCCAUCCCUCGAUGACAAGGACAAUUUAUAUACUAUGGAUGAUAAGAGCGACGGAGAAGGCAUGAUAGUUCUUGAGGAAGACGGCGGGGGCAUUGGAAGUCAACGACCAGCGCCCCGGCCGCGUCGAGAAGAACAAGGUGAGGAAGGAGAGGAUGACGAGAGUGAAAAAGGCGACGAUCAUGUCACUGAUGUGGGAUGGGAAGAUGCGUACGAGCAAGAAGUCUAAAUGAUAUCCUUCACCUAGUGUCAAGGAUCUGCAUGCUCGUCGUAGAUGUGUGCAAGAAUCCAAAUAAUACAUGUGCCUCUGUAUUGUAAAAUAAACGUAAGUCGUCCAAGUAGCAGACGUUUUGAAUGUGAUCUAGGGGGGUUCCAUGGGACGCAUCUAACAUGCUGAAAGUGCAAGCGAAAGGAAGAAACGGACUAGAUAUCCUGCUGCUCUAUGAUGGUGCAGUCUGUUGUUCCUUGGCCUCCCACAUUGUUCUGAGCACGUCCGAAAAUCCAGCUUUACCUGAAAUAGC
Messenger RNA from Suillus plorans, 2179 nucleotides. Its product is annotated as BRF1-domain-containing protein. Gene Ontology annotation, biological process: transcription by RNA polymerase III; transcription preinitiation complex assembly; DNA-templated transcription initiation. The transcript is spliced from 7 exons. NCBI's taxonomy places the organism in Eukaryota, Fungi, Basidiomycota, Agaricomycetes, Boletales, Suillaceae. The coding region runs from base 1 to 1887 and encodes 628 amino acids. Gene Ontology annotation, molecular function: TBP-class protein binding; RNA polymerase III type 3 promoter sequence-specific DNA binding; RNA polymerase III general transcription initiation factor activity. Gene Ontology annotation, cellular component: transcription preinitiation complex; nucleus; transcription factor TFIIIB complex. The record is from RefSeq and is a predicted model, not a curated record.